Molecule: messenger RNA, 4798 nt
Organism: Artibeus jamaicensis (Jamaican fruit-eating bat)
Lineage: Eukaryota; Metazoa; Chordata; Mammalia; Chiroptera; Phyllostomidae
Gene: OSMR
Product: oncostatin M receptor
Exons: 18
Coding region: 235-3162 (975 amino acids)
Biological process (GO): immunoglobulin mediated immune response; cytokine-mediated signaling pathway
Cellular component (GO): membrane; external side of plasma membrane
Molecular function (GO): cytokine receptor activity; protein binding
Source: RefSeq, a predicted model, not a curated record
GUGGAUUCCUGCGCGUCCCAGGGGUGCCAAGAGUGCGCAGCUAGACGGGAAAUUGCAAAAGUCUUACGCCCUCCGCCCUCCCCACGGCUUUCCCGUAACUCCCGCCCCUCGGCGCCCGUCCCGGCUGAUUCAUAGCCCGGGAGCCCGGCAGCCUCCCGGGUGUCCGUACCCGCCGCCCGCGCCGCGGAGGACGCGUCCGGCUCCAGCAGGCCCGGCCCGCGCGGAAACGGAACUAUGGCUCCCUUGGCAGCCCUCCAAGCGACAUUCCUCCUGGCACUGGUGUCCUUGAGAACUGGCGGCGGCAAAGCCCUGUCCGAACCUUCGCCCUUGACUCCCGAGUCACUGAAAGUUUCCAUCGAUUCUUCACAGCAGAGUUUGCUUUUGCAGUGGAGUGUCCACAGCCUCACGCAUCAUCAGGAAUUAAAAAUGGUUUUUCAGAUAGAGAUCAGUAGAAUGACGACAUCCAAUGUCAUCUGGGUGGAGAAUUACAGCACCACUGUGGAGUGGAAGCAGGUGCUGCACUGGAGAUGGGUCUCUGAACUUCCUUUGGAGUGUGCGACGCACUUCGUAAGACUGAGGGGGAAGGUGGAGGAAGCUGGGAUCCCCAGGCCGAGUUCCUGGGGCAACUGGAGCUCGUGGGAGGAAGUAGAUGCACAGGAGUCGCUUGGACCUGGCUCAUUGUUCGUUUUCCCCGAAGAGAAGCUGGUGGAGGAAGGCUCCAAUGUCACCAUUUGUUACAUUUCCAGGAGCCAUGACAAUAACGUGUCCUGUUAUCUGGAAGGUGUACGGAUACACGGCGAACAGCUUGGUCCAAAUGUAUCUGUGCUCACGUUGGGUAACGUCCCUUUCGUUAGGAACACGGGCACAAACUUCUUUUGUAAGAUGAACCAGACACGUGACAUAGACGGCUUCGUUCUCUUUGUCUUCAAAGUACUUGAGGAGCCCAAGGGCUUUUCUUGUGAAACUCAGGACUUCAAGACUUUGAACUGCACUUGGGAGCCUGGGACUGACACGGACCUGCCUAAGUAUCGCUCCCAAAGCUACACUUUAUCUGAAGCAUUUUCUGGGGAAAAGAAAUCGUGUGAACACAAAAACUGGUGUGUUUGGCAAGUGGCUGCAGACUCCCAGGAAAUGUACAACUUCACACUCGUGGCUGAAAACUCCUUCAGGAAGAGGAGCGUCAAUGCUCUUUUCGACCUGGUUCAUCGAGUUCGCCCAAUGACCCCCUUGACUAUGCGCCUAAAAAGCAUAAGUGCCACAAGUGCCACCGUGACCUGGAAGGUGCGCUCCAUCCGGCAUAAUCUCAUGUAUUUGUGUCAGGUUGAACUCCACGGUGAAGGAAAAGUCAUGCAACACAAUGUUUCCGUGGAGGAGGACGGUCAGCACUCCUUCGGCGCGCUGGAGCCUGCCACGGAGUACGUGGCCCGAGUCCGCUGCGCCGCGGCGGAGCACUUCUGGAAGUGGAGUGAAUGGACGGGCCGGAACUUCAGCACACUCCCAGCUGCUCCCUCCGAGGCCCCUGACGUCUGGAGAGACGUGAAGCCGGCACUGGGAUCUUGUAACGUAACUUUAUUCUGGAAGCCACUCUCAAAAUCGCAGGCCCGCGGGGAGAUUCUGUUCCAUAAUGUGCUUGUAGAAAACCUGCACAGACCGUCCGGUUCGCAGCUCUUUUCCAUCCCUGCUCCGGCCAGCGGCACAGAAGUAGCCCUUGAUGGCUGUUCUCACCGAAUCCUCGUCACAGCUAACAACAGCGCGGGCACUUCUCCUGCCGCUGUGAUUGUCAUUUCCGGGGACCCUGUAGACAAAGAGGUUGAAGAAGAAAGAGUUGAACACACAGAGCCGGGAUUCUCUCUGUCUUGGAAGCCCCCACCGGAAGACGUCAUAGACUACGUUGUGGACUGGUGCGACCGUCCCUGGGACACACCCUGUGGCCUCCAGUGGAGACACCUGGGCCCCAACAGCACGAGCACAGUCAUUAGCUCGGGUGCUUUUAAACCAGGGGUCCGAUACCACUUCAGGAUUUAUGGAAUUUCCCCGGAAAGGAUGGCUUAUUUGCUGGAGAGAAAAACAGGGUACUCCCAGGAAAAGGCCCCUUCAGACGCCCCCCAGGUGCUCGUGUAUAACCUGACAUCACACGCCUUCACGCUGAGCUGGAAAGACUACUCCACGGACUCCCAGCCUGGUUUCAUCUGCGGCUACUACGUCUACCUGAGGUCCAAGGCAGAGCAGUGCCACCCAGAAUUCCAAAAGACGGUCCUUCCAGAUGGUUCAGUAGGCUGCCGAUAUGAAAUCAACAACCCGGAACAGAAGAUGCUGGUUGUGGGAAACCUACAGCCGGAAUCCUCCUACGAGUUCUCGGUCAUCCCGUACACCAGGGCUGGCGAAGGCCAGAUCGGCGCCUUCACCAAGGUCACCAUGCCGGACGAGCACUCCCACGUACUGAUACGUAUCAUGAUCCCGAUGACGGCCUGCCUCCUGCUCAUCGUGAUCCUGUGCUACUUGAAGAGUCAGUGGGUGAAGGAGAUGUGUUAUUCUGACAUCCCAGAUCCUCGAGAGAGCAGGGUCCUGUCGUUCCUGAAACUCAAGGAGACCGCUCCCCUGACAAUAAUGAAUGUCAACGACUGCGUUCCAGAUGCUCUUGAGGUUGUCAAGAAGCCCGAAGGGAGCAAGAUCCAGUUCUCGGGCGCCAGGAAGCGCCCCCCAGAAACCGCGUGCACUAGGCCGGAGUACAUUUACCUCCUCCCAACGGAGAACUCCCCAGGCUCCAGCGGCUUCAUCUGCUUUGAGAACUUGACCUAUAACCAAGCAGCUCCCAACUCCGGUUCCUGUGCCCAUGUCCUGGGACCUCACAAAGCCCCACCAAGUCAGCUGGGACUACCGACUCCACCUGAAAAUUUACUGAAGCCCCUAGAACAAAACUACAUGAAUACCCUGGCAGAAAUCCCACCCGGAGAGACGACUUUGAAUUACGUGUCCCAGUUGGCAUUCCCCGUAUCUGGGGACAAAGACCUUCUCCCAGCAAAGCCCCCUGAGCCGGAGCCGGCCCUCUGCUGCGAGUAUAGAAUGCAAAUGGCCGUGCCCCUUGGCCUCGCCUCGCCCUCCCCGAAUGAGAGCAGCAACUGCUCCCCAACUGCCCUCUUGGAGCAAGACCACCACGGCUAACCGUCCACUCGGUUGGAGCCUGUGUGCUCCAGAACACCGAGAGACUGCCGACCCCAUUUCAUCACCAGACCGGAUGCUUACUGGCGUUUAAACCCCCGUGAGCUGCCACCACUGGCAGGCCCGAUUUCUAGGAGGCCACGGCCAUCUGGCUAGGUUUCCAAGUGCAAGAGCCAGGAGACUCACCGUCCUUCCUCGCAGCCGGCUUGCUGUAGAAAUGCCGCAUCGCCCAUGAGCACAGGCUUACCUCGCCGCCGCACGUUCCAGGCCGCCUUCGCAACAGCCAGCCACCUCGGCACCUGACGUGGCGGUGAGCCCAUCCGCUCGGUACCGGACAGGGCGGUUAUGGUCCUAGAGGUUCAGCGAGAAAGGAUUUCCAUGACGUUUUACCCCCGCAUUUACUAUUGUGAGGGUGAAGGCACUACUAGACUGAAGGCUUAAUAGAGGCCACAGGUUUGUUACCACAGCAGAUGUUGUCAAUGCUAAUUUACUCUGGAGGUACUUAAUGAACAAGUCACAGGUGUUUGAGACAGAUUUCAGACUCGUCUUGCAGUGGUGAGAAUUUACAGCUCAUUGGCACAGUGCAGUGAGGUCUCCCCCCGGGGUGGGGGGCGCGCAGGCCUCUCUAACAGGUCAGACACCUGAAUGAAUGAGAUCCCCACAGGCGUCCUGUCUUGCUCACCAGGUGGAGAGCAGGGCUGGCAAGAACCUCUCGACUUAGUGUCAGAGUAACGGCACUACUGCUGAGGACACACCAUUCUGCCACAAUUUUUGACGACUACCUCAGAGAGAAAAGGGACAGCACAUUGAGUAACUCCAGGUGCUCCUUUUUAUUUGUCCAAGAACUGUACUCUAUGUGACCCGCUUUCAUUUAGCAUCCCUUAGACUCUACAAUGGGUGAUCGAGGCCCAAAUACCACCCUCUCUCUCACUGGUAUUCCUAUUAUGCUUACCUUGUCAACACAGUGAAACAUGCUGCUGGACACUCCCCCACCCCGGGUGUGACUGAGAAGCUGCCUGGGGUGGGGCAGCUCCCUUUGGGUCAGCGUCAGCAGCUUUGCGUCCCUGAACCAAGGUGGGCAAAGCUCCACAUCACAGGGGCUGCUCUCCUGGUGCCCGUCAGCCCGAUGUUUACCGGUCGUGUUUCUAAACAAGCACAGACACAGGCUCCUUUUCGUUUGGCAUGGUGGACGUGACACUGCCCGUGCCUCUCGUGCCACAUGCCCUGCCUGGGCCACCACCACGAGGAGAGGGAGGGCAGGGCCCACACCUCAGAGGAAGGCGGCUGUCAGCUGGCCUGGACACGAGACACAGACCAGGACUUCUGUCCGGGCUUGUCAACAGCGUGCUCACAUAAGUCUAUGCCUUUUGCUAGGAAAACUGGUUACGAAGCCCUCAUACAGUACACAUGAGUAUCUUGAUUAGCAUCACAGUGUUGAGAACACUGGGUCCAGAUGGUCAUCAUUUACCCUCUUGGGUUGCUCUGUCAUGAAGCAAUUAUAAGUCCACAGAAAUGUCGAUGACAGCGAGGACUGAUGUAAACAGUAUCUUUCAUGUAGACUCUCUUUACAACAACAAUGCAUGAAACCUUGAAGUUCUUUUGGUUGCAACAGCCUUAAUUAAAAUACUUCACCACUGCA